UGAAUAAAUAUUUAUUUUGAAGUUACAUUUAAUUCAUAUCUCAAAUUUAUAUUUUAUGAUACAUUAUGUUGUAAUGAAAAUGGUAAAUUCAGGAGGUUUUGUUUGUUUUGAAGGUCCUUUGUUUACAUUGUGAACGUGUGUCGAUAAACUUUAGGUGAUAGGUUGAAUAUUUGUUUUUUGAUAGUGACUAUGCUAAUUGUUUGAACAGUAAUUGUUUUCAACUGUUAACUAUUAUAUACUGUUAACACAAAUUUCUUUGUUCUAUUGUUGAAGUUUAUUGUCACUCAGUGUGAUCUUGGUUCUGAUAGCAGCAAGUAUGGCGUCCUCUGGUGCUAAAAAGUGAAAGUGGGCAAGUAGGUCAUAUUAUGCAAACCUCUGAUGAGUGCUGCAGACAUUGUUUGCAAGUUAAAUAGUUUUGUAUGCUGUUCAGUGUUCUAAUACUGUUAAUAACUGGAAUGUUGUCAUUUAAUGAUAUAUGCAGUUCCUUGGCAGUGGGCACAAAAACAGGGUACAGACUGUUUUCUUUGAGCUCAGUUGAUAACCUUGAGCAAAUUUAUGAAAAUGACACGGAGGACAUCUGCAUCGUGGAGCGCCUGUUCAGCAGCAGUCUGGUCGCGGUGGUCAGCCUGGCGUCGCCUCGCAAGCUGAAGGUGUGCCACUUCAAGAAGGGCACGGAGAUCUGCAACUACAGCUACUCCAACACCAUCCUGGCCGUGAAGCUGAACCGCGCCCGCCUCGUGGUGUGUCUGGAGGAGAACCUCUACAUCCACAACAUCAGGGACAUGAAGGUGCUGCACACGAUACGAGACACGCCGCCCAACCCGCUGGGGCUGUGCUCGCUCUCGUCCAACAGCGACAACUGCUUCCUGGCCUAUCCCGGCUCCAACACCAUCGGCGAGGUGCAGAUCUUCGAUGCCGUCAACAUGCACGCCAAGACCAUGAUCCCGGCCCACGACAGCCCGCUGGCCGCCCUGGCCUUCAGUCCGUCGGGCGCCCGGGUGGCCACCGCCUCGGAGAAGGGCACCGUCAUCCGGGUGUUCGAGGUGCAGGACGGGGCCAAGCUGUACGAGUUCCGGCGCGGCGUGAAGCGCUGCGUCAGCAUCGCCAGCCUGGCCUUCAGCACGGACUGCGCGUUCCUGUGCUGCUCCAGCAACACGGAGACGGUGCACGUCUUCAAGCUGGAGCAGCCCCACCAAGUGCUGCGCCAGGUGCCUGAGGAGGCGCAGGGUUGGAUGGGCAUCCUCUCCAAGGCCGUGUCUGCGUCUGCCAACUACCUGCCGUCGCAGGUCACCGACGUCUUCAACCAGGGCAGGGCGUUUGCCUCCGUGCACCUGCCCUUCCAGGGUCUGCGCAACGUCUGUGCCAUCACCGCGAUACAGAAGGUGCUGCGGCUGCUGGUGGCCUCGGCUGACGGCUUCCUGUACGUCUACAACCUGGACUGCGCGGAGGGCGGCGACCUCUCGCUCCUGAAGCAGCACAGGUUGGACGGGCGAGGGGAGCCGGCCGAGGGUGCCCCCGCGAGCGCGGAGCCGCGCCCCGCCCCGAGCCCCGUGCCGGCCGCCGCCCCGCCCGCCCCAGGCUCCGUUAGUAGCUACGCUGGGAUAUUGAAGGGCUGCUCGCCGGGCACCAUGUCAGGUACUGUUGACUCUGAGAAGUUUCACGAAAUGGCAGCAGCGACGGAGUCACCCCCGAAGGGAGGGUUUCGUUUCGAAGACGAUGGGGAGUUCCCGCCGGUGACACAGAAGACCGAGUGAAGCCACUGGGCGACGGCUGUGACGUUGCCAGCUGGCCGGCGAAAAUACGUGAUGGUGCGGUCGUGUGAACAUAUCCAUUUAAAAACCGCUUUAUGCUUUACUACUCAAGUUCUUCUCUUCUGUCCGGAGAACUCUUAUUUCUGAUUUGUUGUCAUUGUUCUGAUAUUGUACGUGUAUUUUGUGUUUGUAAAUGUGUACAUUAUGUUAUUGGAACGUGUUUUCAAGGAUGUCCGAGCUGCAUUGUGCUUGCCACCAAUGCAGUUUUCUAUAAAAAAAUAUAUAAUUUUUAAAAAAUUGUUAAAAAAAUAUCACAUUGAUAAAUAAAUUAGUGGUUAGUUUGCUAGGCCUGUUGCCUGAUUUGUGAGCUAUAACUGGUGUUGGUGUGCAAGUGGCAGGGAUGUGUUUGGGAAGGUAUAGACGGGGUGUAACUGUGUCGGUGGUGCAGUGUUCGCUGGUAUUCUAGUGCGGCAUCACCAAGCGCAGAGCUGUGGACUGGUGCACAGUCUUCUCUUUGUGCAUAGGGAAACUGAGAUUCGAGUGGUAACCAUAACAUUAUUACAGAUAAAUAAAGAUACAGGUGUAAUGCAACAAGUCCCUUGAGUGCUUUCAAGAAUCUCUAUAAUCAGAUUUUCAUGCCAAAAAAUUAUCCUGAAAACAUGCAUUCUGCCAUUUUUAUUAUUCUAAAAAAACAUUUUAAAAAAUAAAUCUGGAAACAUGACUACUAUCCGCCCUCAAAGUACUAUUAAGUGCUUUUUGGAAAUAGACCCCAAUCUGAAUCUCAAAGUUUUUAAGUUGUGUCAUAUUUAUGCCCAGGUGGGCGAGGCCUUAGGAAGCUGUGUUACAGGGACCAAAUUGAGUCUUCAUAUCACUGAUAAACCAAGGACAAAAAACCAGGAUAAAAAUAAUAAAUGGAGUUUCAAAUAUAUCAAUUUUACCAAUAUACAAACAUUAGGAACAUUAAUAAAAACUUUUAAUUUUAAUGUUUAAGUAUAAGCUAUGCACAUGCAACAAUCUCGCCGUGUUUGACAACAUACUAGAGAACAUGUGGUCGAGAUGUGCCGCUGACUCAGUGGUGGUCUAUGGUGGGUGUUCGGGUACACAGUGAGUGUCAGCUGUUUGUAGCUAGGAGAAAGUUUUUUCCCUUGCAUAAAAUUUUUAUUAUAAA
Molecule: messenger RNA, 2919 nt
Organism: Bacillus rossius redtenbacheri
Lineage: Eukaryota; Metazoa; Arthropoda; Insecta; Phasmatodea; Bacillidae
Gene: Atg18a
Product: WD repeat domain phosphoinositide-interacting protein 2
Exons: 10
Coding region: 420-1754 (444 amino acids)
Biological process (GO): nucleophagy; autophagy of mitochondrion; protein lipidation
Cellular component (GO): extrinsic component of membrane; phagophore assembly site membrane; cytosol
Molecular function (GO): phosphatidylinositol-3-phosphate binding; protein binding; phosphatidylinositol-3,5-bisphosphate binding
Source: RefSeq, a predicted model, not a curated record